Molecule: messenger RNA, 963 nt
Organism: Aspergillus niger
Lineage: Eukaryota; Fungi; Ascomycota; Eurotiomycetes; Eurotiales; Aspergillaceae
Exons: 10
Coding region: 1-963 (320 amino acids)
Source: RefSeq, a predicted model, not a curated record
AUGGUUGCAUCUGAUGCACGAAGUAUAAGCGACUGCAACAUGACGGCUUCUUACUACCUCAACCGCACCACAUCUUCGCUACAGCCUAAUCGGGCAAUCUCAAAUCUGUCAGCGUUGUUUCCCAAUUUGCAUCAGAUAGCCCCUGAAUGUACAUUGCACCCUCUCCAGUGCAUGAUUCAAGAUGACGCUGUUGAUAGUGAUACUUCCUACUUGAAGGUGACUGUCCGCAGCGCCACUGGCUUGAAUGAACUAAAUAUCUCCUCCAACGAGCAGCAAAUUGCGAAACAGCCAGCCUCUUACCAAAUCACCAAAGCUGCUAUCCAUGGCCUCCUUGCAUCGGCUCACUGUAUGAGUCAGGCGCACGUCACGACGGGGAAAAUCGUGCGUGAGGCUGCAAAGUGCUCGCUCGCUAUGAGUCAGGGCAAGAAGGGAAGCGCCGCCGAUUCCGGGGAUCCGCCAGAUGGGAGCACGUGGCAUGGAUGGGGGAAAAUGGGAUCCAGGCCCAUUGGGAUCAUGGCUAGUUUGGCUGGAGCUGUCACGGGUCGGCAAACCGGGCUAAACUUCGAUUUCUCCAGGUUCGACAAAUUCAACGGGAGGCAAGCCGGAGUGCUGCCAGGGAGCCCCGAAGCCUCCGUCUGGCCACCAGCCCUAACCAAGAACGCCGCGGGAGAAGGCGGAAAAGUGGAAAACCUUGAGAUGGGGAACCUGGAAUCCGCCACCGCGUCGCUGCAUAAGCUUAAUUUGAUCCUCAUGCUUCCCCCAGGUCCGGUGCCGGACCAGCAUGCUCCUGCUGCAUCUUGUGCAAUCGAGAGUCUUUUUGUGCCUGAACGAUGCAUGGUGCGACCGGUGGAGCCGCGAGGCCCAGCAGGAGCCCGAUGUCGGAGCAGGAUUCUGCGGGCGGCAAAUUCCGCUACUCCUUUACUUGUCGUUGUUGCUGCUGCUGCUGCUGCCGCUGAGAUUUGA